Messenger RNA from Synchiropus splendidus (mandarinfish), 2538 nucleotides. RefSeq names its product adaptor related protein complex 5 subunit sigma 1 (gene ap5s1). NCBI's taxonomy places the organism in Eukaryota, Metazoa, Chordata, Actinopteri, Syngnathiformes, Callionymidae. The record is from RefSeq and is a predicted model, not a curated record. Gene Ontology annotation, biological process: endosomal transport; double-strand break repair via homologous recombination. Gene Ontology annotation, cellular component: AP-type membrane coat adaptor complex; late endosome; lysosome. Bases 29 to 631 code for a protein of 200 amino acids. The transcript is spliced from 3 exons.
CAGCCGCUCCGUUCGGUCGCUUGACGACAUGGUGCGCUGUUUCCUGAUUCACACCGUGUGCCCGGUGAGCGCUCUCGGCCCCGGGGACAGUCGGGUGCUUUACUCCCGCGUGUUCGGUCCCGAGGAGGCGGCUUUGUCGUCCGAACACCGGCAGCUGCUCCCGGAGGAGAGAAGACUCCUGAGCGCCGAGAAGCUAAUGCUAGUAGCCAGACAGGUCCACACUGCCGUGUCGCUGACCCGCCAGGCUUCGGCCCGCCCACCCGUGGAGAUGGCCCCGGGCGAGGAGGCGCUGGCCCUCCAGGAGGCGGACAGCGGGGUGGUCCGGCUCAGGGCUGGGGACCCCUUCUCUGAGGAGAUGAGCGCGCUGUGGUUCGCCGUGCAGAGUCUGGCCUUCGUCCUGGUCUGUGAAGCCCAUGAGAACCUGCUGCUGGCGGAAGGAACCCUGCGGAACCUGACCCGACACUGCCUGGAGCAUCUGCACAUGCUGGGUCCAGGCAGCGAGCUGCUUCUCAAAAGCGACCGCAUUGACGUCCUACUCAGUCGCCUCCUUCCUCACGGCCAGCUCCUCUUCCUCAACCACCGCUUCGCCCAGAGUCUGGAGAAGGAGGUGUCCGCCUACAUGGCCAAGUGAAACAUCGCCCCCUGGAGGUUGCCUGAGUCGCUGCGCCCUCUGGAGUUCACUCCCCCACCUUCGGCGUCUGUGAGGAAGACGAAGAGUGAGUUUGCUGGCAGCUGCCUCUUCCUGAGCAGCGAACACAUGCAGGAGUAAAUCUCUGCUGAGUGUUUACUGUGUGGGCGGCUUCAGCCCAAAUCCUGUUUGUCAAAGUGAAGAGCGGAAAGGAAAAUGUGGCAGAUUAAAGGAGAAGUCGGCCAGAAGAAACCAACGCGGCAGCUUUGAAGUUGAGUCAAUAUCACCCAGUGGAUCAGGGUCACGCUGGGACUGAUGACUGGCCGUGUUUCGCUGGACCGAUGGCUGCAGCUGACGCCGCAGCAAAGACGAUGUGAAAAGCAAAUUAGUCACGGAGAUUCAGACAAAAACUGUGAAAAAAUACAAUGUUUCUGGAGAGUGACACAUAAUAAUAAAUCAUACAAAUAUUGACGACAUAAUUCUGUGUGAUUUAAGAACAUAUUUUCAACUGCAAACUUUAACUCGACAGUUUCCAAAUAUCUUGACAAGUGAAUAAACUAGUCAUUAGCGAGCAGAAGGUUCUGACCAUUCACACCUGUCUCCACAAGAGGGCAGUGUUCAGCCAUGCACGCCACUCUUCCACGCUGACGGCAGAAAGUGAGAAAAAAACACGUUCAUAACUGUGUGUUUGUGUAAUUGGUUCAUCAUCGCUGCUGAUUAUUAACUCAAAAAGGAGGCUGAUCUCCACCAGCUGCUGGAUCCACGCGCUCGGACUUGAUGAUCGCGCUUGAUUGGUUUGAUGUUUCACUGUGUGUAAGGUCCAUGUGGUCCAUGUGUGCUGCAGUUGUUGUGUAUGUGAAAGGGCCCCGAGGGGUUUCAGUGGUCUGUGGAGCUGGGAAAUUGGAAAAUGGGCUGCAGGUAUUCAGACGAGGAGCGCAGGAAGUGAGCAGACGUGAGGAGGAGGAGGAGGCAAACAAGUCUGUAUGUAAACAGCACGGUCACGUUUUUGCCCAAGAUUGGGACGCAGCUCAGUGGAGUGGUGUCUGAGCCCUGUUUGUGGCUGUUACGUUGCACAGUGGGGCACGAAUACACUUGCUGUUUCCUCACUUGUUUCAUCUCUGCUCAACCUGAAUGGCGUCAGAUGCAACUCAGCAGUACACAGCUGCGUCUGCGGUCAAACUGCCCGAAACACUGCAAGUCAGGGGCUCAGUAGGGGGCGAUCUCGGUUAAAAUAAAUGAUGAGAUGGUUGUUCAAAUCUGGACGCUUUAGAGCAGAGAGCGCCACCUAUUUCAUGGCGCAUCAGGAGCACCACAAGUCUACGACUUGAAUAAUAAACUUCACACAUUUAAUUUUUGUUGUUUUGAACGGUGCUUACGAACAAAAAUGGCUGCCGUCGCAAGUCAACAGAGGUUUUGGUCGCUCACCCCGUCCCCCAGUUAGUGGUGUCCAGGGCCUGCAGCAGGUAUCGAUAGACUUUGUGUAGAAGAGUCCUACUUUUCCCAGCAAUUUUGGAUUUGAAGGUGAGGUGACAUACAGUGCCACCUAGUGAGAGCUGAAAAUGUGGACGCUGUUGUGGGUUUCCUAGUGAGGCAAGACCAAAAUGGUGCUGUCGGAUCUCAGUGUGGUCGGCUGGACCCGUGUGUCCCAGAGUGACGCAGACUCAUGUUUCCUCCCUGCCUGUGUAUCCCCAACCCCCCAAAAAAGAGCAGUUGGGUUCAGCCAUGGUGCAUGUCUCUUGGUCUCUGUAGUAGCCAUAGCUGUGUCCCAUGUCUCCCCCUAACACCAGCACUUGGUUCUGAGCGCCCUCCACUCUGAAGCGCCCUCCCAUGAUCAAGUGAAGCGACCGACGUCCCUCAGAAUUGGGACAACACUUAAAGACAGCGUCUCAUUGGCUGCAGUGCUGUUUUGU